AUGACAUGGAAUGGAACUGAAUACGACUUCCAUGGCGCUUGUGAUCUCGUUCUUUUGCACAACCCCAACUUUGCCGGUGGCCUUGGAAUGGAACUUCACAUCCGUACCAAGAUUGACACUUGGUGGAGUUACAUUGAAACGGCAGCUCUACGCGUGGGUGAAGACACCUUCGAGGUCAUGGGUGGCGAUGGCUUGAAGUACUGGUUCAAUGGGAAUCCAGGCAGGACCAACUUGAAGAAUGGAAAGGCUCUAGGCAAGAAGCUGGCUGGUGAAUACAAGAUUCGCUUCCGAUGGUUGAACAAUCAUCAGCAUCAGUUCAAGGUUGACUUCGGGAAUGGUGAAGCUGUCACCUUCAAGACAUUCAAGGAGUUUGUUCGUGUGAACGUGGAGUCAUCGACCUAUGGUGACUUCCAUGAGAGUUCUGGUUUGAUGGGUUCGUACCCUAGCGGCAUGCUCUUGGCUCGUGACAACAGUACCAUCAUGGAAGAUGUGAAUGAAUUUGGCAAGGAGUGGCAGGUGCAUUCGUCAGAGCCCAAGCUCUUCCACAACAAGGAUGGACCUCAACACCCUGAAAGAUGCUCGAUGCCAACAAUCUCCGAGACUGCCAGUGGCCGCCAACGACGUCUUGGUGAAUCUAUGAUCACAAGAGAAGAUGCCGAAGUAGCUUGUGCCCAUGUAGACCAGGCCAACCGGAACGCCUGUGUCUUUGAUGUCUUGGCCACAAACGACCUAGACAUGGUCGGUACGUAUUAA
Messenger RNA from Seminavis robusta, 753 nucleotides. The record is from the annotation of a GenBank genome assembly. Lineage: Eukaryota; Bacillariophyta; Bacillariophyceae; Naviculales; Naviculaceae.